UUUUGUCAGUUCAGGCUUGUGUUUCUUUUCUUGUCCUUGUUUUUCAAAUGAAAUCUCAAAAAAUAACAUUUGGACUUGUUCCAAAACUUUUCUGUUUAUAACAGCCGGUUUAUUAAUCCCAUAUUCGACGAAGUUUCUUUGUUUUGAGUGUAUUUUAGUUUUAUUGAAACGCAAAGUGGCGUCUGUAAUCAUUUAACAUUUGAUUGUUAUUUAUUAUAAAAUGGGAAGUUUGAAAGCUGAUGAUGAUGAUAAAAAGGAGUUUGAUGAUAGCGGGUACGUUCAGGAUGAGGGCCCCCACAAGUCGUCCCUGGAGGAAGGGAAGCACAUUUCACUUCUGGACUUGUCGGAUGAUGUGCUGCUUUGUAUACUGCGCUACUGUGAGGCCUUUGACCUGAAAGCACUGGGCUUCACGUGCACUCGCCUAGCGUCUCUGAUCCGGGAUCGCUCGCUGUGGCAGGAUGUGGACGCGCGCGGAGCCCCGUGCGGCCGGCGGAGGCUCCGCUGGCUGCUCGCUCACGCCCUGCACGCGGGCACCACACGGCUCAAGAUUAAAGGGUUCGCUGAACAAUUCAAGGGUUGUCAAGGACACGUGAAUCAUCCGCGGAAGGAAACGGAAGUUAAGUCCGGGGAGAAGGCGGACGAAGCCGGGACAUCGGGACGGAGUGCCCCGCCACCGCGGACUUGGCCCAGCCGGGAGUUUCACUUAUAUCAAUUACCGAGGCCCAGCGUGUCCCCGUCUUGGCCCGACGAGGAUAUGCCCCGGUCUCAUAGGCCGUCCCCGGACACCGCCUGCCCCGGUCCCGUGUUCCCUUUGUCGCCGUGUCUCCUACGACAAGCGUCGCUGCAGUGCUCGCUUACGGAAUUGGCGAUCGAGUAUUGCGAUAUUAACUGUAGCAAUAUUUCUCUGAGCCACUUCCCACCGCGCCUGACAAGUUUGUCUCUGCGCGGCACCAAGUGUUACAACAUGCCGCUGGACAAGUCCUUCCUGUUCAAGAUACAGAAUGUGUUGCCCGACUUGGAGGAGUUGGACGUGUCGGAGUGCGGCUGGCUGGAGGCGGCGUGCCUGCUGCCGCUGAGCAAGCUGCGCGCGCUGCGCCGCCUGCGCGCCGCCCGCUGCGCGCGCCUCGCCGAGUGCGUCGCGUACGCCUCGCUCGCCGCGCGCUACGGCUUCCGCGCGCUGCAGGUGUUCGACUUGCGCGGCUCCCCGCUGGGCGACUCGGAGGCGACGGCGCUGGGCUGGCUGCCGCGGCUCGAGGAGCUGUACCUGUCGUCGGCGCGGGAGACGUGCGCGGCGCCGCACGCGCACCACGCGGGCGACACGCUGCCGCCCGCCGCAGAACUACACGGCUGGGAGGCACAGGAACCGGAAUACUUCAAGUACAUAUUGAAACGUCCUAAGGGCAAAAGGGGCGUUAAACCGGACGAGCAAUGCUUCCACGGUUUGCCCUUCAACCAAUGUACGGAUGGCUUCGAACAAGAAACCACUAAGAAGUCUACUCGCGAUCUGAAACGCACAGCGCAAAUAACAGAAGAGCCCGGGCCUUCCAAGAGGAGGCGCUCACUGACAGACUCCUCAUGGGACUCCGAUGAAGAACAAUUCGAAAAUAGUGAUGAAAACGGUGAUGAAACGAAAUCAAGUGAAUGUGAUGGUGGUGAUGUGAAAACUGGACAGUUUAAUAAUGAUUUGGGUGAUGGAGCUGUGAAUUCUGAUGGCAACGGUGAAGCUAAUGUAGUUAGAGAAGAUGUAGUUCUGAACGGAGAUCUUAAUGAACAAAGAAGUAACAACGGCCAAGUUGAAGUGAAUAUAAUUGAGGCUAACCUCAGAAAUGGUAAUGUGAAUGAUAACAUUGAAGUGAGACCGCUUGCUCAUGUUCUUUUUGUGAAUGUUGGACACCAAUUGAGACCGGUUUGUAGGUUGGCUGCACCUAAUGAAGUCAACGGUGAUGACUUGAGAAGAUGGCCUCUGGAACAAUUGUCGUUCUUAAAUCAACAAACAACGAACAAUCAUGACUUGAUAACUGACUCGGCUAUACGCAGCUUCGGUCAUUCGGAUGAUGAUAAUAUAAAUGUGUUCCACAUAGGCGGUCCGCCUAACCCGCAGAAUUCUAGACCGAACAAGUCCAAUUUGAGAAUUUUGUCCGUAGUUGGAUAUAAGAAUAUAACGGAUAGGAGUUUGGUGCAUUUGAGAACGUCCGCUCCUAAUUUGGAAGUGAUAGAUUUUAGCCGUACUGGUGUUACUGAAAAUGGGGUGAACAUGUUUAAACUAAGCAGGCCGGAGGUGGAGGUUAAGUAUAGUGCGUUUGUUGAACAAUAGCCUUUAGGAUUCAUACAGUUAAAAAUAGGGAAUAGGCUUGUAUCAGAGAUUUUGUUUGUAAACGCGGGUCCUACUUUUUUUUGGUCGGUAAUUUGACUUUAAAAAGGAGGAUAUUAUGAAACGCCUUGACCUAAUAAAUAUACAGGGUUGUCAAUAAAAUGUCAAAAUUGUAAGACUUGGUAGCUAAGGUCAUAAACAACAACAUUUGUUCUAUGAUUUAUGGUAAUUUGUUAAAUUUACAGUUAUACAUAAAUAAAUAUCUACUUAAUUAUA
Amyelois transitella is the source of this 2587-nucleotide messenger RNA. RefSeq lists its product as uncharacterized. Gene Ontology annotation, molecular function: protein binding. NCBI's taxonomy places the organism in Eukaryota, Metazoa, Arthropoda, Insecta, Lepidoptera, Pyralidae. The record is from RefSeq and is a predicted model, not a curated record. The transcript is spliced from 11 exons. Bases 221 to 2314 code for a protein of 697 amino acids.